Racocetra fulgida is the source of this 1344-nucleotide messenger RNA. The record is from the annotation of a GenBank genome assembly. NCBI's taxonomy places the organism in Eukaryota, Fungi, Glomeromycota, Glomeromycetes, Diversisporales, Gigasporaceae.
AUGGAGGCCAACGAUAGUUCGCCAUUGGAACGUGCUUUGAUCGAAAUACAAGAAGAAACCACUUUGAGUUCGUCGGAUAUUAAACUAAUACGUAGUGGUAAACCUUUAACUAUUCGUGCUGAAAAUAUUUCUACAAUAUGGAAAGUCUAUCCAUUCCUUUUUCGCAUUCAAUCUGGUAAUAUCAACAAGAUUAAAAUAGACUGGGAACACGAAACUUUUGAAUGGAUCAAUCCUGAUGAAAUGCAUUCUUACAAUACUGUCCCACAUUUGAUAGAAGCCUUUUACAGAGUAUAUCUUCCAAAAAAUGUACAUUUAGGUUUGGUUGAUAUGUUUACCGACAGAUCUUCUGGUGCCCAACAAUUGGCAAGUAAAGCCUUAGAUAUUUUUGCAGAAACUAUAGAAAAUAAGUCAUAUCACGAAUAUUCUCAAAGCUCCAAGGAUUUGUAUUUUGCGUAUCUUAAUAUCGGUUGGCAUUUAUGCGAAAUCAGACCUAAUAUGAAGGCCUCUACGUUAUAUAUGAUAUUGUCAAUCAUGCAACAAUGUAAAAAAGUUUUAGAGCAGGUUCCAUCAAUGGAUUCAUUUGAUAAUCAAGUUCUUGAUAUUAUAAAAGCAACAAAAAUAUUAUCUCAUGAGGCAGAACAAAAAAUCAACAAAACUUUUAUUACGGCAUUAUUUCCUAAAUUUGAUGAUCAAUCGUUACAUAUUAUAACAAUGAGUUAUUCCUCUACAAUAUUGUCUGCUCUCACUAACCUUAUUAAGGAUUAUAUUAAAAAAGUUCCUAAUAAUUCAGAAUGCUCUAGAACACUUACAAUUACUAUUUUGGAGUCGCGACCUUUAAAUGAGGGUGCAAUUCUAGGACAAAAAUUAUCAUCCUUGUUACCACAACAGAGUAGAACCGUGAGUAUACAAGUUAUUACGGACUCAUCAUGUGAUUUUUUCAUGCCAACGGUGACUCAUGUCUUGCUUGGAGCUGAUCGUAUUUUAGGGUAUGAUGGGUCCGUAAUAAACAAGAUCGGAUCUGUUCCAUUAGCAUUGGCUGCCAAACAUCAUGGAAAACCAGUAUACGUAGUGUCACGUACGGAUAAAAUUGCUGGGGAAUAUGAUGAUGAGAAGGUAGAAGAAAAUGAUGCAAGUGAAGUCACAGAAAUUUAUAGUGAUCAAUGGAAAAAUUGUAAAAAUAUACGAGCUAGAAAUAUAUAUUUUGAAAGAUUAGAGCCCGGUCUGAUUACUGGUUAUGUUACCGAGGUAAAUUCAGAAUUGUUCACGGUUGAGGAUAUCCGGAAGCUGUGGAACGAGAGAAAAUCUUUAGAGCUAAUCUUUAAUGACUUGGAAGAUGAAAUGUAG